Messenger RNA from Penicillium cinerascens, 741 nucleotides. RefSeq lists its product as uncharacterized. Gene Ontology annotation, molecular function: cysteine-type deubiquitinase activity. Gene Ontology annotation, cellular component: cytoplasm. Gene Ontology annotation, biological process: ubiquitin-dependent protein catabolic process; protein deubiquitination. The transcript is spliced from 2 exons. The record is from RefSeq and is a predicted model, not a curated record. The coding region runs from base 1 to 741 and encodes 246 amino acids. Lineage: Eukaryota; Fungi; Ascomycota; Eurotiomycetes; Eurotiales; Aspergillaceae.
AUGAUGUCGAUUCCACAGGCACAGCUCAUCGACGGUCGCAAGACUUUCAUCCCCCUCGAGAAUAACCCGGAGGUACUAUCGCGUCUCUGCUCCAACCUCGGGCUGGAACCCGGUCUCACCUUUCACGAUGUGCUAUCCACAUCUCCCGAGCUUCUAGCAUGGGUUCCACGUCCCAUCCAUGCUCUGAUCCUCCUAGCAGACAGUCCUAUCUACUUCGCUGCGCGCUCAGCCAUAAUACCCACGAUACCGGAGUAUCAAGGGUUCGGCGCGCAUGAACCAGUCAUAUGGAUGAAACAGACGAUCGGCCAUGCGUGUGGUUUGAUGGCCCUCCUGCAUACUGUGUUCAACCUUGAUGAGAAUUAUCUCACGCCCGGAUCAGAGCUGGACGCUCUGCGGCAACGUGCUAUAGAGCUCCCUCCCGCCGGGAGGGCGGACCUGCUGUAUACCUCGGCUUUCUUGGAAAAAGCGCAUAUGGACGCGGCUGCCACGGGUGCCACAACGGCCCCGUUGCCGCAGGAUGAGACUCAUCAUCAUUUUGUAGCAUUUGUGAAGAAGGAUCACAAAGUAUGGGAGCUGAACGGGGGCAUGAAUGGACCCUUGCUACGGGGGACACUGGAAGAUGAAGACUUGUUAAGUGAGCGUGGGCUGGCGAUGACCGUGCAGGAUUAUCUAGAUGCUGCGGCUCAAGGUGGAUACGGUGGGAUGAGCAUCGUCGCCGUGGCAGGAAAGGAGACGCAAUGA